Molecule: messenger RNA, 9507 nt
Organism: Aspergillus glaucus CBS 516.65
Lineage: Eukaryota; Fungi; Ascomycota; Eurotiomycetes; Eurotiales; Aspergillaceae
Product: membrane morphogenesis protein VPS13
Exons: 4
Coding region: 1-9507 (3168 amino acids)
Biological process (GO): protein targeting to vacuole; mitochondrion organization; late endosome to vacuole transport
Cellular component (GO): extrinsic component of membrane
Source: RefSeq, a predicted model, not a curated record
AUGUUAGAGGGUUUAGUUGCCAAUCUGCUCAACCGCUUCCUGGGCAUCUAUGUCAAGAACUUCGACGCUAAGCAGCUUAACAUUGGUAUCUGGUCUGGCGAUGUCAAACUGCGGAAUCUGGAACUACGCCGCGAGGCCCUCGAUCAAUUACACCUGCCUCUGAACGUCGUCGAAGGUCACCUGGGCGAACUCACACUGUCGAUCCCCUGGUCGAAUUUGAGAGGGAAACCGGUUAGAGUCGAUAUCGAAGACGUGUUUCUCCUCGCCGCCCCCAAGGAAGAUGCCGACUACGAUGCUGAGGAAGAGGAACGGAGGGCACAUGCUCUCAAGAUGGAGAAGAUCGAGAGUGCGGAGAUUAUCAAAGAACGGAACUCUGAAGGAAUGAGUCAGGAAGAACAGCGCCGGAACCAGAGCUUCACCCAGAGUAUGAUCACAGCUGUUGUCGACAACCUGCAGAUCUCGAUCAAGAACGUCCAUUUCCGCUACGAAGACUCGGUUGCUUCCCCCGGUCACCCGUUUUCCGUCGGAAUAACCCUAAAGGAACUCAGCGCGGUCAGCACGGACGCGGAAUGGAACCCCACCUUCAUCCAGUCGACAUCUAGCACCACCCAUAAGCUAGCUGUCUUGGGUGCCUUGUCAGUCUACUGGAACACUGACUCAGAGCUCCUAGGCACUGGCCGAGGCUCUGAUGUCGGCGCUGAAGCGCAGGGAUCGAGUCAUGCGGAGCUGAUGCAAAAGCUCAAGGAUGCCAUUGACAAUGACGAGGCCAACCAAUUCAUGCUUCGUCCGGUCAGCGGACGCGCUGGGUUGGAAUUGGACAAAUCUGGAAAACACGACAGACCCGCAAUCAAGACCCGACUUCUAUUCGAUGAGCUUGGUUUCGUCUUGGACGAUCACCAGUACCGAGAUGCACUGAUGCUUGUGGACCUCUUCCAUUACUACAUUCGCCACCAAGAAUACAAGAAGUACCAGCCCAAGUGCCGUCCAAAGGAGGACCCUCGAGCCUGGCUGAAAUUUGCUGGCAAUGCUGUGCUAAGCAAGAUUCACGAGCGAAAUCGGAGAUGGUCUUGGGACUACAUAAAAGAACGGAGGGACGACAGAAUAUCCUAUAUUCAGGUGUUCAAGAAGAAAAAGCGCGAUGAACCUCUAUCUCUAGAUGAAUCCACAGAGUUAGAUCGUCUGGAAUCGAAGUACAGCUACGAAGACCUUCGGUUCUGGCGAUCAUUGGCAAGAAACCAACUGCGAAAGGAGAACGUUGGUGUCAAGAAGCCUGCUCAACAGCAAACGUGGGGUGAGUGGUUCUGGGGUACGAAGCAAGAGGAAUCAGAGGAUGCCUCCAUGACAGAGGAGCAGCGACAGGAGCUUUACAACGCCAUCGACUGGGACGAGAAAAAAGCCAUUGCCGAGAGCGUGGACGUGCCAAGGGAAUGGGUCAAGUUCCAAGUCCAUUCGGGCCUGAGGGCAGGAAGUUUCACGUUGAAACGUGACCCUCAUGGAAAGGCAAAUGAAAUUAUGAAGUUGGUGUUUGAUGAAUUCCGGGCCAACGCUCUACAACGUCCUGACUCGUUCUUCGUGGAUGUCGGACUGGGAGGCCUGAGGGUAUAUGACGGAACAACCGAAGGCAGUCUUUACCCCCAGAUUGUCAAGGUCAAAGACUCCGUCCCAGAAUCGAACAGUGGACCGCGUAUCACCGAUAACGAUGAACUGGCCUCUGAGGAGAGCGCAGAUGGCACUGAAGACGAAGAAAGCCUGUUCCGCUUCCAGCUUGAGAAGAACCCUCUUGAGAGCGACGCCGAUUCCAUAGUGAAGGUCAAGCUAAGGAGUAUAGAGGUCAUCUAUAACCCCACAUUUCUUGUUGAGGUUGUCAAAUUCUUCGAACCCCCCGAACGUCACAUGGAAUCGAUUGGAGCUAUUUUGGACAGCGCAGGAGCCACAGUGCAAGAAAUCCGGCAGCAAACUCGAGCUGGACUUGAGUUUGCUUUGGAGGAGCAUAAGAAGGUUGACGUCCAUUUUGAUAUCAACGCACCUCUGAUUAUUGUCCCGGAAAGCAUCACCCAGGAGAGUUCUCUUUGCUUGAUCCUCGAUGCCGGUCAUAUCAGUGUCAACAGCGAGCUGGUAGAUCGGGAAACAAUGCGAGAUCUCCAAGCCAAACAGAAGCGUCAAUAUGAUGAGGGAGACUACAAAGAGCUCGAACAUUUGCUAUACGACAGGUUCUUGCUCAAGCUCGAUUCGACUCAGGUCUUGAUUGGCCCUGGCAUCGACGCUACGAAGUCGCAGCUCGAUUCCGGCGACACUUCCAUGAACCUGCACAUCAUUGAUCGGAUAAACGUUGAUUUCGUUAUCGAACUGUGUAUCGUGCCCAAGGUCACCGAACUGACCAGAACUCGAAUUUCUGGACACCUUCCGGAAUUGCACGCAUCUAUCUCUGACGCCAAGUACAAGAGCCUGAUGAAACUGAUUGAUAUUGCCAUCCCACGCUUCGACGAGGACGAACAAAGUGAUGCGUCCAAGCAAAAGAAAAAGGAGGAGAAACCUUUGUCUGGCAACCGAGCACGAUCGUCCUCUCUCCAAGCAUCCAACCGGCAGCUGCCGGUUGUAGACGAGGAUUCUGAUGCCGAGUCCAAAGAGGAGAAGAAGCCCAGUAAGGGCUUGGACAGGCCUUCCAACAUCCAUCGCCGUGACUUUGAAUUGAAGUUCACCGUUGGUCGUCUUCGUGGCUCCAUGUUCCGAUCAGAUGCACACGACUCACAACGUGACCGUCUUCUAAUCGAACUGGUCGCUGAAGGGUUUGAAUUGGACUUCUACAUGCGUCCGUAUGAUAUGGUUGCGGAAGUAAUUCUGAAGUCCCUUAGUGUCGAUGACCACAUCGAACAAAACGUUCCAGAGUUCAAAAGGAUCAUCUCCUCCAAGGGCUUCAAUGCAGAUGAGGACAAAGAUCUCUUCCAGUUGAAAUUUGUCCGUGUCAAGCCGGAAUCCCCCGAAUUUGAAUCAACGUACGAAGGCGUAGCGAUGAACCUGGACAUGUCCGUCUCCACUAUAAACCUCGUGGUCACUAGGAGAACGCUCCUGACUCUUCUUGACUUUGUCCUGCUCACUUUUACAAAUCCCGAACAACCCAGUAAUCAAGAUACGCAGAAGGACCGAGCGGUACAAAGUGAUGCCGAAGUCGCUCAGAAGCGACAACAAGCUGGGAAGAUUCGCAUCAAGGCAGACUUGAAGAGUGUCGCUCUUAUCCUCAACAACGAUGGUGUCAGGCUUGCUACUUUGAGUCUGAAUACUGCUGAUGUUGGAGUCUUCCUCGUGGGCCGUGCGAUGCUCAUCCAGUCCCGCAUUGGAAGCUUGACCCUGGUAGAUGAUAUGAACACAGGAGCCCCGGAGGAUUCUGACAUCCGGAGGCUUUUGACUAUCGAGGGCGAAAACUUUGCGGAUUUCAAAUACGAGACUUUCGACCCCGAGGGUGCGGACUACCCUGGUUAUGAUUCGGAAGUAUUCCUGCGGUCUGGUUCGAUCAAGAUCAAUUUCCUGGAGGAUCCAUACCGCAAGAUCAUCAACUUUUUGGUCAAGUUUGGCAAGAUGCAGGCUAUCUUUAAUGCCGCUCGUCAGGCUGCGGCCAACCAAGCCAACCAAAUGCAGCAGAAUGCCUCGCGUAUGAGAUUCGACGUCGUGGUGAAGACUCCGAUUGUGGUCUUCCCAAGAGCCAUGGUGAAAGAGAACCGUCCGCAGGAUACGAUCACUGCGCAUCUUGGAGAAAUCUACGCCAAGAACACCUUUAUUCCUCUAGAUGACGAAAAGGAAGAUAGCCCUGCUGUCAACGUGAUCUCCAGUGGCAUCCGCAAUAUCCGCCUGACUUCCAAAUUCAACUUCGACGACGGAGCAGUGGAAGAGCUUGAGAUGAUCCAGAAGGUGAAUCUCGACUUUAGCAUAUGCUAUCUCGAGCAUCAGCCGGACAACCCCCGCCCGGAUAUGGAAAUUGAGGGUACUAUGUCUCCCAUCAAUCUGCGCAUCUCGCAAAAUCAGUUCAAAUUCCUGAUGGAACUUUCGAAAACGGUCCCUGCUGCCUUCGCGACGGACGUCGAACAGCAAGAGCUUGAGGCGAUGGAGGCUCUUCCUUCGUCGGUGAAGAAGGAAGAGACUUCAAAGGCUUUGCAGAACGUCAAGAGUUCUGAAGAUACGGGAAAGCAGAGCGAGCCCAGCUCGGAAACAUGGGUGCGACUCGACAUGGUCUUCAAGGUGGACAGUGUUGGCUUGGAACUCAUCCUUGGGAAGGACGACGAGCCGAUCGGGAGCUUAGAGGAUUCCAGCUUGUCGAAAUUCGCUCUUAAUGAUACUCGAGUUCAGCUACGGAUGCUGAAUGAUGGAUCAUUGGAAUCCGAACUCCUGAUUCACUCCCUUUCGAUUCGCGAUAACCGCAACAACGACUCGAACAAGUUCAGGAAGAUCAUGUCAUUGAUCAACAAUGACGUCCAACAGCAAUUCAUGGCGAGCCUCUCCAUGUCUCCAGGGCCGGACAAGCAUGUCAUCGCAAUGUUGACGAUCGAUAGCCCUCGUAUAAUUCUUGCUCUCGACUAUCUUUUUGCGCUGCAGUCCUUCGCCAAUUCAGCAUUUGCGACUGAACAGCCUGUUGUGGAAGAGGAUGGUGAAGAGUCCCCAGACGAGUCAACUCCCCGAUCCAGCGUCGGUGACAGCGCAUACAACGACAGAUCCGCCAUUGUGUCAUCGAGUGGAAACAACAAUCCACCAGCCCCGGCCGGGCAGACGACCGUCUCGUUCAGAGUGAACCUCGUUGAUGCUCAGGUGAUCAUGCUUGCAAACCCUGCCAUCAACCAUACCGAAGCUAUUGUCCUCGGCACAAAGCAAGUGCUCUUUUCGCACCAGAACGUCUCUACAUUGCAAAUCACCAAGGUUGGGAUGUUCCUCUGCCGUAUGGACAAGUUUGAAACGAGCAGGCUUCGGAUUCUGGACGAUUUCACACUUGAGUUGUCUAUGGAUAGUCGUGCUCAGGAGCGAGGCUCGUCUCUUACUUCCAUUGAUGUCCACCUUGAGCCCUUGGUUCUCCGUCUCUCGCUCCGUGAUAUUCUGAUGGCCACUCAGAUUGUGAACAAGGCUUCUGAGAUGACCGCCAAACCUUCGCAGGAGGUUGAAGGCAACCAAACGAAGAAGAUCUUGGACAGCAAAGGCGGCAGGCCAAGAAGGAGAUCGGCUGGCAAGUCAGCUUCUACCGCUACCACCAGGACACGGCGAGAGGGCAGUGAACCCGGUUACUCGUCGUCAGAUCGCAGAAUUGUCCCGCAACGCUCCGCUAUUCUGAAGCGAGAAGAGUUGAAGGCGCAGAUUGAUGGUGUUAGAGUCAUUCUUAUUGGUGACUUGCACGAUCUGCCGUUGCUCGACUGGAGUGUCAAGAAGUUCUCUAUUGACAUUCGUGACUGGUCAUCCGCGUUGAAUGCCGACACAAGCUUCGACACCUUUGUUAACAUCUACAAUUUCUCCAAGUCGGCAUGGGAGCCUCUCUUUGAGCCAUGGCAGUUGGGCUUCCACAUGGCGAGAGAAGUAGAGCCCGAAGUUCUCUCCCUCGACGUUUACUCUCACAAGACGAUGGAACUUACCAUUACUUCUGCUACAAUCGCUUUGGCGUCCAAGUCGUUCCAGAUGCUUAACACUGAUGAGGAUGUUCUGUCGAAACCGAGAGGAGCUGACGCACCGUACCGAAUCCGCAACUACACUGGUUUCGAUCUCCGCGUUUGGGCUGAUGUCAGCGCUGACGAAGAUGGACCAGCGGCUAAGCUUGUCGAUGGCGAGGAAUACCCUUGGCGAUUCGAAGACUCGACCGCGGUUCGUGAGACCUUGGCUCCUGAAGGUCAUGCCGGUCUUGUGGGCGUCAAGCUCGAGGGCAGUGGCUUCGAGAGCGUGGGUCGCAUCCCUGUCGUGCGUGAAGGCGAAAUUCUGUACAGCUUGAAGCCCAAGAAAGAUAAUAUCCUCCAUAGACUUCUCGUUGAAGUCAAACUGGGUGCCGACAAUGUCAAGUACAUCACUUUCCGCUCGCCGCUUCUUAUAGAGAACAACACGCAGAUCCCUGUCGAGUUGGGCAUCUACAACCCGAACGACGGCCACCUGCUAAAGAUCGAGAAGAUUCUUCCUGGAGACGCUCGCCCUGCGCCUGUUGGAGCAGCAUAUAUGCAUUCCGUCGUGGUUCGUCCCGACCAAGGUUUCGGAUAUGACUGGUCAAAUGAGCAGCUGUACUGGAAGGAUCUCUUGAAACGGCCGACGCGGACAAUCAAGUGUCUCAGCGAAAAUGGACAACAGUCUCCUCCAUUCUAUUUCCAGAUGCACGCCGCUUUCGAUUCGAAGGACUCUUUGACAAGCGCCUAUCCUUACAUGCGGGUUAGGAUCUUUGCUCCCAUUGAGAUCCAGAACUUGCUCCCAUACGACUUCAAGUAUCGCAUCUAUGACAAGGACACCAAGAAAGACUGGACGAACUUUUUGCGCAAGGGUGGCGUUAGCCCAGUCCAUGUUGUCGAGCUUUCCCAUCUGCUGCUGCUCAGCAUUGACCUCCAGGACACUGUCUUCAAGCAAAGUGAAUUCGCCAUUAUUAACGGAAAUGCCCAGGACUUCCGGAGAGAGCACACGCUACCACUGAAAGACGACCGAGGCAUCCAGCUGAUGUUGAAACUUCACUACUUCAACGUGCCGGAUAGCGGAGGUGCCUUCAAGGUUUCGAUCUACAGUCCAUACCUGAUCCUGAACAAGACUGGUCUUCCCAUGGAGAUCCAGAGCAAGGCGUUCAUGCAGUCAGCACGGUCAGCAGCUGGACAGGGCUUGAGGGCUGACGCGAGACAUGGCGGCCGUACGCUUCCGUACAUGUACUCUUACCCGACUGAUGACCAGAAGAACCGGUCGAUGAUCAAGAUCGGCGAAUCCGCCUGGUGCAAGCCCCAAAGUUUCGAAGCUAUUGGAAGCACUUUCGAAGUGAUGUUACCGGACCGGGCUGGUCGCUCAGAGUUCCACUCGGGUGUGUCUGUCGCUGAAGGCGAAGGCAAAUACAAGAUGACCAAGGUCGUCACCAUUUCACCUCGUUUCAUCAUGAAAAACAAGCUAAGCGAGGACAUUAUGGUUCGUGAGCCUGGCUCGCCCAACGUUUUGACCAUACAGAGUGGCGAGCUUCUCCCUCUUCACUUCCUGCGCCAGGUUGCGGAGAAACAGCUUUGUCUGUGCUUCCCUGGCGUGAACAACCAGUGGUCGUCGCCGUUUAACAUCGCGGAUGUCGGAACUGUACAUGUGAAAUUGGCCAAGGAGAACCAGCGACAGAGAUUAAUCAAGGUUGAUAUCAUCCUGGAGGGUGCCACGCUCUUCUUGCACUUCAACAUUGAGACUCGCAACUGGCCGUUCUCUAUGCGGAAUGAGAGUGAUUUGGAAUUCAUCUUCUACCAAGCCAAUCCAAAUGUUGAAGAUGACGAGGAUGACCGGACAAGUGGUUGGCGGCCGAUCCGGUAUCGCCUCCCGCCUCGGAGCAUUAUGCCUUAUGCUUGGGACUACCCGGCCACGAAGAACAAGUCCCUUGUGGUGACAAGUAACGGCAAGGAACGGCACAUCAAGCUCGCCGAAAUCGGAAACUUGAUCCCCAUGAGGAUACCCCCAACGCAACACGGCGAACCCCAGAGGAUCAUCGACAUCAACAUUGUUGCCAACGGCCCGACGCAGACGCUUGUUUUGUCGAACUUCAAGCAGUCGAAGAGUAUGUACAGGCAGCAGAGGGGACAGUCCUCUCAAGCGAGCUUGAGCGCUGGUUUCGAGGUCAAGGAGUUAAACUCGGAUGUCAACUUCAAGGCUCAGCUUCGCCUUGGCGGUAUUGGUAUCUCUUUGGUCAACCAGAAUCUGAAGGAGCUCCUCUACCUCACCUUCCGCGAGAUCGACAUCAAGUACAGAGAGUCGAGGGUGUACCAGACGCUGAACACUACGAUCAAGUGGAUUCAGAUCGACAACCAACUUUAUGGAGGUAUCUUCCCCAUUCUGCUGUAUCCCAGUGUUGUUCCCAAGACUGGAAAGGAGAUGGAAGCCCACCCGAUCUUCCACGCCAUGGUUACGCGCGUGAAGGAUGACUCUUAUGGUGUUCUGUACAUUAAGUAUGCCACGGUGCUCCUGCAGCAAAUGACGCUUGAACUUGACGAGGACUUUGUUCUGGCUCUGCUUGACUUCAUCAAGGUGCCGGGUGCUUCCUGGUCCGAAGAACAAGAAGGAGCGCUUUGCGACGAAGAUCUCCGAAUUCCGGAACCGCGGCAUGAAGGUGCUGAACAGGAUGUGUACUUCGAGCUUCUGCACCUGCAGCCCAUGCAACUGGAUAUCUCGUUUAUGCGUACUGAGCGCGUGAACGUCGAAGAUACGAUGCAGCCAUCCAACCCGUUGAUGUUCUUUGUCAACGUCAUGACCAUGUCUAUUGGUAACAUCAAUGACGCUCCUGUUCGACUGAACGCUUUGAUGCUGGAGAAUGCCCGUGUUUCUUUUGGUGUCCUUGCCAGCAAUAUCCAGAGGCACUACGCCCAGGAGUUCCUUCGUCAAGUUCAUAUUGUUCUUGGGUCUGCAGAUUUCCUCGGAAACCCCGUUGGUCUGUUCAACAACGUCAGCUCUGGUGUUGCUGCUAUCUUCUACGAGCCAUACCAGGGUCUCGUCAUGACGGACAGGCCUCAGGAACUGGGUUACGGAAUUGCCAAGGGAGCCACGAGCUUUGUCAAGAAAUCCGUUUUUGGUUUCUCCGAUAGUAUGGCCAAGUUCACUGGAAGUAUGUCCAAGGGUCUUGCGGCUGCCACUUUGGACAAGGAAUUCCAAGACCAGCGUCGGAUGUCGAAAUCUCGAAAUCGCCCGAAGCAUGCGCUGUACGGUAUCACUGCUGGUGGAAAUGCGUUUGCCAACAGUUUGGCGAGUGGUAUCGGAGGACUUGCGCGUCAUCCGCUCCAAGGUGCUGAGAAGGAAGGACUGCAGGGAUUCUUCAAGGGUGUUGGAAAGGGUGUGCUUGGUUUGGCUACUAAGCCUGCCAUUGGUGCUUUUGAUCUUGCCUCAAACCUUGCUGAGGGUGUUCGGAACACAACUACCGUGUUUGACGCGGAAGGUCUGGACCGUGUUCGUCUGACCCGUUUCAUCGGAACAGAGGGCAUUGUACGACCAUACUCUCAGCGCGAAGCACUGGGUCAGUUCUGGCUCAAGACCACCGAUGACGGCAAAUAUUUCAACCAGGACUACAUCGCGCAUCUGGAGCUUCCGGGUAGAGAUAUACUGGUCAUGUUGACCUAUGACCGGAUCAUGCUCGUCCGCACCAAGCGACUCCGGAGCGAAUGGGAUAUUCGAUUGACGGACAUUCAAACAAUCUCGAAGGAGCGGACUGGAAUGAGUAUCACACUUAAGGGAGGUGCCAAUGGCCCGUUCAUUCCGGUGCAGGAUGAGAGUUCGAGGAAUUGGUUGUAUAGGCAGAUUGGAAUUGCGGUGAAUGCGUUCAAUGAACGAUACAACACGAGGGGUUGA